AGUGAUUGAUACGCGUAGCCACGUAGAGAGACAAGUGUGAAAUGUCAAAGUGAGAGUUAAAUUAACUUGAGCGUCUUCUGUUGAGACUCAGAUCUUAUUCAAAAAUCCAAACAACAAUGGACCUCCGUGAAUCGAUAAGCAACCAAACCGACGUCGCUCUGAGCAUCACAAAGCUCCUGUUGUCGAAAAACGCUCGGGACAGUAACCUCGUGUACUCGCCGCUGUCGUUGCACGUUGUUCUGAGCAUCAUCGCUUCUGGCUCCAAGGGCCCCACACUCGAUCAGCUUCUCUCCUUCCUCCGAUCCAAGUCCACCGACCAUCUCAACUCCUUCGCCUCUCAGCUCGUCGCCGUCGUGCUCUCCGACGCCGCUCCCGCCGGCGGGCCUCGCCUCUCCUUCGCCGACGGCGUGUGGGUUGAGCAAUCCCUCUCUCUUCACCCUUCCUUCAAACAACUUGUCAGUGCUCAAUACAAGGCCACUUUGGCUUCAGUUGAUUUCCAGACCAAGGCGGUUGAAGUGACAAAUGAAGUUAAUUCAUGGGCUGAAAAGGAGACAAAUGGCCUUGUUAAAGACCUUCUUCCUCCUGGAUCAGUUGACAAUUCAACCAGACUUAUCUUUGCAAAUGCACUGUACUUCAAAGGAGCAUGGAAUGAGAAGUUUGAUGCUUCAAUAACAAAAGACUACGAUUUUCACCUUCUUAAUGGCAGUUCAGUCAAGGUUCCCUUCAUGACGAGCAAGAAGAAGCAGUUUAUUAUGGCUUUUGAUAGUUUCAAAGUCCUUGGUCUUCCCUACAAGCAAGGCGAAGAUAAGCGCCAAUUCACCAUGUACUUUUUCCUUCCAGAAACAAAAGAUGGGCUGUUAGCUUUGGCUGAGAAGUUGGCUUCUGAAUCUGGGUUCUUGGAACGCAAGCUUCCUAACCAAAAAGUGGAAGUAGGGGACUUCAGGAUCCCAAGAUUCAAAAUUUCUUUUGGGUUUGAAGUCUCUAAUGUGCUGAAGGAGCUGGGAGUGGUUUUGCCUUUCUCUGUUGGAGGGUUGACAGAAAUGGUGGACUCUCCUGUGGGUCAAAACCUAUGUGUUUCCAACAUAUUUCACAAGUCUUUUAUUGAAGUAAAUGAAGAAGGCACUGAAGCUGCAGCGGCCACCUCUGCAACUAUACGAUUGAGGAGUGCGAUGCUUCCAACUAAAAUAGACUUCGUAGCUGACCAUCCUUUCUUGUUCCUGAUCAGAGAAGAUUUAACUGGAACAGUACUCUUUAUUUGGCAGGUGCUCGAUCCUCGUGCGGGAUGAUUUUAGUGGCCAUACACUGGACAACAUUGGUAGCAAAACUUAUGCCCUUAUUCUGUUAUCUUGAUUUACUUAUGGUGGGAUGAUCCAAAAUUCGUUAAUGUUUGACGGUUGACUUGGGAAAAAAAAGAAGUUCAUAUGGAUCCCCUUUUAUUUUUGUUGUUACCAGCAAUUAUUAGUUAUUACCUACGAGUGUUACAUGAGGGCCUAUGUAAUUACGUGAUUAGCCAAAUAUUCAUGCUUUAGUGGGAUGGUAAAAUGGUAAUAAAGUUAAUGGUGUGAUUAAGAUCAAGAAAAUUUCAAAAAUUUGUUAAUGCAUUUUGUGAAUUUUCUCUUAAA
Molecule: messenger RNA, 1622 nt
Organism: Glycine soja
Lineage: Eukaryota; Viridiplantae; Streptophyta; Magnoliopsida; Fabales; Fabaceae
Product: serpin-ZX-like
Exons: 2
Coding region: 117-1286 (389 amino acids)
Molecular function (GO): serine-type endopeptidase inhibitor activity
Source: RefSeq, a predicted model, not a curated record